Alosa alosa (allis shad) is the source of this 1704-nucleotide messenger RNA. RefSeq names its product CMP-N-acetylneuraminate-beta-galactosamide-alpha-2,3-sialyltransferase 2-like. Lineage: Eukaryota; Metazoa; Chordata; Actinopteri; Clupeiformes; Clupeidae. Gene Ontology annotation, molecular function: beta-galactoside (CMP) alpha-2,3-sialyltransferase activity. The coding region runs from base 421 to 1368 and encodes 315 amino acids. The transcript is spliced from 7 exons. The record is from RefSeq and is a predicted model, not a curated record.
UGUGUUCUGUUAUUCAUUAUUGUACCAUCUACAAUAAAUCAUCAUCUAAUCGCCAAUCCUGAUCCCGCCAUCAAGCUUCAUUGACCAUCUUCAAUACAGACAUUAGAACUAAAACACAACGCAACAACCAGAGAAUCCAACAUUUGGUUUCCGUGACCCGAACGCAAGAGGAGAAGAAAGACGAGAACAUCCAACGGGUUCAAAGAGACGUCGGGUUUAAAGAGACUUCGGGGGCAGAUUUUGAAUUUUGAACAUCUGUAAGAAGAGUCCAUCUUGGUACCCUGAUUGACGUGACUGAAUCCCAGCUGGAAGCCUGCCAAGAGGGGAAACACUGCUGCACUGCGCGCACCCUGCAUGCAGUGAAGACAUUCAGACCAGACUCUUACCGCUACCAUCAAUCAAUCGCAAAUCCACAAGAAAAUGUCCUGGCGUGCACUUAGAAAACCGGCGACGGUAACUUCAUUAAGCAUAAUUUUAUGCAUCGUUCUCUACUGGCAAAGCACCAACAUACACCGCCAAACAACAUCCUGCGCUUGUGGCAGUUGCCCAAAGCAAAACGAAGACGAGGGUUCUUGGUUUUCCAAGCGCUUCAAUGCCUCAUUUCACCCGCUAAUGUCAAGCAACAGCAGUGUCCUCAGUGAAAAGGCAUCCAAAUGGUGGAAGCGGUUACAGCCUCGUAAAGGACAGCCCAACUACGGAGAGGUUGUGGAAAAGUUGUUCCAAAUCAUUCCUGACAAGGAGUAUUAUAGGGGUACAAGUCCCGACCGCUGCAGGGUGUGCUCUGUGGUGGGCAACUCUGGGAAUCUGAAGAAGUCUCACUACGGACGUCUGAUCGAUGCCAGUGAUUUUGUCAUCAGGAUAAAUAAAGGUCCUACCAAAGGCUUCGAGCAGGAUGUGGGAUCAAAAACUACACAUCGCAUCAUUUAUCCUGAAAGUGCUGUUGAUGUCGACAACUCUACUCACCUGGUGCUAGUUGCUUUCAAGCCCCUGGAUCUGGAAUGGCUGUUAAAUGUCUUCACCACACACCGUGUCAGACAUACAUACACACACGUGAAGUCAACAAUAAAAGCUAAUACAAGCAUGGUGAUGGUUUUCAACCCCAGUUUCAUGCAGUAUGUCCAUGAGGCCUGGCUAAAAAAACAAGGCCCCCAACCAUCCACUGGCUUUUUGGCUGUUGUUUUUGCUCUUCACAUCUGUGACCAGGUCAGAGUGUUUGGGUUCGGAGCAGACAAGGAUGGAACCUGGGAUCACUACUUUGAGAGGAUACGUCCAUCCUUUAAAACUGGUCAACAUAAAGGCACUUUGGAGUAUGACAUGAUCAGGGAGCUUGAUAAAAGACACCAAAUUGAAAUGUAUCGAGGAUGGUGAUGGCCUUUCAUCUGGAAGUAGUUUUGUUUUACACAAGUAGUUUUUUUUUUACACAUUUUACACAACAUUCCAAUUUUUUCUGAUUUGGGGUUGUAGUAUAUGAAAUACCUUUGUACUGUGUUCUUUAGAAUAAGGAAAAGGGAUAUCACCACUCUGGUUCAGAAUUCAGCAUGUAAAGAGUUGAUAUUUGCAGUUAUUCCCUUGCAGUAUGGUCCUAAAACAUGUUUAAGAUAAAGUAAAAAGCAAUCUGGAAACAUUGUAUAAAGACAUGCAGUUUCUUUAAUCUAUUAAAUUCUCCUCUUUGGCAGAUGAUAAGAUUCUAUUUUAUCAACAUUA